AUGGAAAUCGAACCGACUCAGACGAAACCCUCCGACAGCGGCCUCAUUGUGGACGCCUCGGCCGAGAAAUCGGAGAAUGAUUACUAUUUCAACUCCUACUCUCACUUCGGCAUUCACGAGGAGAUGUUGAAGGAUGAGGUGCGAACGGGCAAGUACCAGGCCGCCAUUCUUCACAACGCCGCCCUCUUCAAGGAUAAGGUUGUCCUCGACGUUGGCUGCGGUACUGGCAUCCUCUCCAUGUUCUGCGCGCAGGCUGGCGCCAAGAAGGUGAUCGGGGUUGACUGCUCGGGCAUCAUCAAGCAGGCAAGAGAGAUCGUGGAAGCCAACGGCUUCAGCGAUGUGAUCACGCUGAUUCAGGGUAAGGUCGAGGAGAUCAACCUCCCCGAGGGCAUUGAUGGCGUUGACAUCAUCAUCUCGGAGUGGAUGGGCUACUUCCUCAUCUAUGAGAACAUGCUUACCACCGUGCUCGUGGCGCGCGACCGGUGGCUGAAACCUGGCGGUCUCAUCUUCCCCAACAGAGCUACCCUCUACUUGUGCGGCAUCGAGGAUGCUGAGUACAAGGAGUCGAAGAUCAACUGGUGGGACAAUGUGUACGGCUUUGACAUGAGCUGCAUCAAGAAGAUCGCCAUGCAGGAGCCUCUCGUCGACAUCGUCGAUGGCGGCUGUGUCAUCACCGACUCGUACCCCGUGCUGACCCUCGACGUGAUGAAGAUGCAGCCCACCGACACCACGUUCACGUCCAACUUCAGGCUCAACGCCCGGAGGUCCGACGCCAUUCACGCCUUCGUCGCCUACUUCGACAUUCACUUCACUCUCGGUGACGCCCCCGUGAGCUUCUCCACCGGUCCCGGCAACCCCUACACCCACUGGAAGCAGACCGUGUUCUACACAGACCACGUCAUCGCCAUCAACAGGGGUGAGGUCCUGGAGGGCUCCAUCUCCUGCUCCAAUGGCAAGGUCAACCCGAGGGAGGUCGACAUCGUGAUGAAGUACGCCUUCUCGGGUGCCUCCACGAACUUCCAGCGCAACGAGCACACCCAGCUCUACUUCCUCCGCUAA
This is a messenger RNA of Acanthamoeba castellanii str. Neff, 1059 nucleotides long. Its product is annotated as arginine nmethyltransferase, putative. The record is from RefSeq and is a predicted model, not a curated record. Gene Ontology annotation, biological process: peptidyl-arginine methylation. Gene Ontology annotation, molecular function: protein-arginine N-methyltransferase activity. The transcript has 8 exons. Gene Ontology annotation, cellular component: nucleus. Lineage: Eukaryota; Discosea; Longamoebia; Acanthamoebidae. Bases 1 to 1059 code for a protein of 352 amino acids.